Messenger RNA from Hippocampus zosterae (dwarf seahorse), 3616 nucleotides. It is a transcript of the gene sh3bp5la, whose product is annotated as SH3-binding domain protein 5-like, a. Gene Ontology annotation, cellular component: cytoplasm. Gene Ontology annotation, molecular function: protein kinase inhibitor activity. The record is from RefSeq and is a predicted model, not a curated record. The transcript is spliced from 6 exons. The coding region runs from base 620 to 1876 and encodes 418 amino acids. Lineage: Eukaryota; Metazoa; Chordata; Actinopteri; Syngnathiformes; Syngnathidae. Gene Ontology annotation, biological process: negative regulation of protein tyrosine kinase activity; intracellular signal transduction.
CAUACUUUUCGAAAUACGUUUCCUGCUGCUUGGCUUUAUUUCCAAUAACAUUGUGAGGCACGAAGAGAUAUAUUCAAAAUAUGUAUUUAAAAAAAUAGAACCUCGAUGGGUGAACAAAUUCGAAAUUCACCUCUCUUCAAACCAGACGUUUAUUUACAUGUAGCUACGGAAUCCGCGUCAGUCCGAACUUCAUCUUCUCAAAACUGCACCUCUGCUCCUUCGCUUGACUUCAGUGACGAUGGAAAACUGCAUCCGCCAGCUAGCUCGUUAGCUAACCCCGAAUAACUCAAUAAUGACGCGUUUUAGUGUAAACAACAGUGAACGGCCUCGUAAUGCCGUUGCGUCGUGUUAUUUACGGUACAAAGAAGAGCGUGGACAUGUUAGUGACGUUCCAGUCCUGCUAUAGCGCGACAAUGUGCGGGUUAGAUUAGCUCCGGUUGCUAAGUGACUCGGUGUGAUUUGAUAUGGCAGCUCCGGAACCACCUAGCAUCCACCACAGCUCGACCCAUUUUAUCAUUUGUUCACACUUGAUGACAAUAAACCUUUUGAAAGUGUAUCCGGUGUAUGACUAAAGUUACGGCGUCGACCCUUUUGGCAUUUGUUAACGAAACCGCCUGGCAUGGAGCCAGGCGACUUGCGGGAGAGCCCCGCCGGUUCGGGAGAGUCCGAUGCCGGCGACUGGAGGGAGGUUCGGCCCGGCGGGGAGGACGAAGGGAAAGCUGCCCACAUUGAGCCUAUUGCGACCACGGAGUUGUCACCGAGAGACACCUGCCGCCAUGACGUCGGGGGCGAUAAAGCAACUAAAACGGGCGACCAGCUUCACAGCCCUUACGACGACGAGCUGGACCCCCGAAUACAGGAAGAGUUGGAGCACUUAAACGAAGCCAGCGCUGAAAUAAACAAGCUUGAGCUGGAAUUAGAUGAUGCCCGGUCGGGAUACCGCAAGAUUCUCACAGAGUCUGCUCGGAAGCUAAAUGCUCACAGCUCCCAACUGGGUACAUGCAUCGAGAAGGCCAGGCCCUACUACGAGGCCCGGCGGCUGGCCAAGGAGGCUCAGCAGGAGACCCAGAAGGCAGCGCUGAGCUAUGAGCGUGCUGUCUCCAUGCAUACGGCGGCUCGGGAGAUGGUGUACGUGGCGGAACAGGGCCUCAUGGCGGACGGAAAGAACACCUUGGACCCAACCUGGCAAGAAAUGCUCAACCACGCAACCUCCAAGGUGAACGAGGCUGAGGAAGAGCGUCUCCGCAGUGAGCGUGAACACAUGCGCGUCACUCACGCGUGUCAAGAGGCUGAGGCUCGUGUGCAGACUCUGCAGAAGUCGCUGAGGAGAGCCAUCCUCAAGUCCAAGCCUUACUUUGAGCUCAAGGCACAAUUUAACCACAUACUUGAGGAGCACAAGACCAAAGUUGUCCAGCUGGAGCAGCACGUGUCCAAAGUCAAGACUCGCUACUCCAUCGCUCUGAGGAACCUGGAACAGAUCAGCGAGCAGAUCCACGCUCAGAGGGGCCACGAUGCCCCUGUGCCUGGAGGGCGCAGCCCCCCUGUGGGGGCUGAGUCAGACACCUACAAAGAGGGCAGAGCCUGCGGGAGCGCCGGCCCGCCGCCCAGCGACCGGCCGGACCCGGACAAGGUGCGCGAAAGGGCCGGCUCGGACUCCCAGUCUGUCUUCAGCCUGCAGACCAUCGCCUCCGAUCUGGAGAAGUACGACUCGGUAGAGCACCUGGGCAACCUUAGCGACGCUGGCAGCGUGACGGGCGAGGAGGGCGAGCGGGACCAGAAUCGGGUGGCAGAGCGGCGGGAUAAGCUGAACCAAGUUAGCGCCCGCCACCGCCAACAGGAGUUCUCAAAGCAGCACCACCGCAGCUUCAGCUUGUAGUACUACUACUCUAAUCAAGUAAAACUACAAACAUGACUGCCGAAGUGUAAAUAAGCACUCUCGUGUACGUACAGGCUGUGUUGGGAUUCACUCGCGAGCCAUCGCAUCGUGCCCCAUUUGGCCAGUUGGCCAUUUUGCAAUCAAAAGUAGUGAACAACUAAACAAGGGAAUAGUUAGUGGACUAUCACUAUUCCGGAAUUUGUUGUGGACUUUUUAGUUCCCCUAAAUACCAUAGUCAAGUAGCAUUGUAAGCUAGUUCAAAUCUAUAAUUCAUGUGCUACUUUGCUCUCAUUCACUGCUGGUGGCUCACCUGGUAGGAAUCCUUUACCAUUGUACUACCUACUACAUGAAUUCUUUGGGGUCGGGGUGGGGGUGUAUCUAUUUGCAGCACAAGCUAGUUUCAAUGUUGACAUGCACUUCUCUAAGGGAAUCCAUUCGCAUUGCAUGUUAAGACUAAUGGGUGGUUAGCAUGAAGAAAGGUGGGGGGGAUUGAUCUGUAGCUGUUUAUGUAAUGCAGUGAAACGUGUCAUGUACACCCCCAACCCACCCAUUUUCAGAGUUUACGUAUUUACUGGCAUUGCUUGAUGUUGCACACGUUUUACGAGAAUGUUAUUUAUUCUGGCGGAAACUUGGAGCGCUGAUGGCGUUUAACAUGCUAUAUGACGAUGCUCUCAUUUUUAUUUUCAGCGAAAUAACUCAAAUGUCUUUAUUUCCAAUUGUGUGUGUGUAUAUCAGGGAGUAGGAUAAUAGUGAACUAAUCCGAACACAGAGGCUAGUAUUUUUUUCUUUACUUUGCCCUUUAGAAUGAUUUUUUAAAAUUAUUAUUAUUAUUUUUAAUUUGAAGUCUGCCUUGCCACAGACUAACUACCAGUUUCAACGGCAGCCGUGCUAUGUAGUUUUAACUGAUGCAUAAUGAAGUACAAACGUGUGCUCCCUUGGACGAAUAUUUAUAUUGAGCGGUAAAGGUUAGCACCGUGAUGGCGAAUGAUGAGGAAACAAAAUGAAUAGAAUUGAAAAUCACACCUCUUACAACAUUUGAAAUUGCUGUGAAAAUUUCAAUUAUUGCUGAGAAUAAUAUAAAACAAAGCCAUGAGAACAAAGUUUGACGAAUGUAACAAUGUUCUGUGACUGUGCAAAUACGUAGAAUUUUGGAGACUGUCAGACAGAUUCAUACAUCGUCAAAGAUGGAAAAUUCUGAUCACACAGUAGAAUCUUAAUUUUUCCCCUUGCAGCAAUAGUACGAGAAUUUAUUCGUCACGUUUUGUCCAAAUUCUGUAAUCCUGAUUUUAUACUUAAUAUUUUUUUUAAUCUAAGAUUUUUUUAAUUGAUUGUUAUUAUUGAUUUUUGUGGAUUCAGAGAUUGGAAUUGUUGAAUUGUUCGUCUGUCCCCCCCCCCCCCCCCCCCGCAAGAUAAUCAUGACAUGAAUCACAAUUCUUUUGUCUCAAAAUUGUUAACUUUAAAUUCAGUGUAAUAAUCAAAAUUAUUUAAAAAAAAUCCUCCGAUCCAUUAUAAAUAUGCCACUCAAACAAGGCAAUUUAGUUACCGGUAGAUUUUUUUAACCAGCUCUGUUUGUUUUAUUUUCUUGUGUGACUUGUUUUUAUCCUAUGAACACAACAUUGGUAAAUAUUGAUGGACAUUUGCCUCCUCUGAGUUGUUCAGAAAAUCCUCACGUUAAUAUCACACCUUACCUUCAUCAUCAAAUAACAUGACUAAAAUAAAGUUGCACAUAUUGAUAUUGGA